GAAAACCAGACUGCCACAAAUUUUGCUCGCAGAAAGGAAAAUCAUGAAAAGAAUAAUAGUAACAGCGCCCAAGGGGGGCGUAGCCACCAACUUUACAAAAGCCAGUUUCCAGGAAGACGCCCUUUGCUCUUUAAAAGUUAAAAACCGCCACAUUGGGCGCCCAGCCAAGUUCAUGCACCUCUUCCUUUCUCUCUUUCUAAUCAUAUAUAAACGCAUCCACUCAUCUUCCUCAUUCUAUCGUAUCUCUCGUUCAAACCCCAAAACCUCUCUCUCUCUCUCUCUUUCUCCUCCCUUUUCCUUUUAAAAGCUCACUUUUUUAUUGUCAUGGAAGCAAUGAACGUGUGUUCUACUUCUUCAGAAUCUUCUUCUUCCGAGUCUUCUUUUAAUGGCGAUUCUACACCAAGAAACGCAAACAAACAGGAGCGGAUCAAAGGUCCGUGGAGUGCAGAGGAGGAUCGGAUUCUCACCCGCCUUGUUGAGCGACACGGGCCCAGAAAUUGGUCCCUAAUAAGCCGAUAUAUUAAGGGGCGAUCGGGUAAAUCUUGUAGGCUCAGAUGGUGCAAUCAGCUAAGCCCAAACGUGGAGCACCGUCCGUUUUCUCCAGCUGAAGAUGAGACCAUUUUGGCCGCCCAUGCUAGGUACGGUAACCGGUGGGCCACCAUUGCCCGUUUGCUACCGGGUCGAACUGAUAAUGCUGUGAAGAACCAUUGGAACUCGACGUUGAAGAGAAGGGCAAGGGAACAGCAGCAUCUAAUGAUGAUGGAGGGUAAUAUUGAUAACAGCAACACUAAUGAAGGAGCUGUUGCAGCAGCUGCAGCAUCAGGUUCUACACCGCGCAUGGCACAAGCAGUAGAAGAAGAGGAAGCGUUGACGGCGUUGACUCUGGCUCCGCCGGGGUUUGGUGGCGGUGGUGGUAUUUGUAGCAAUAGUAGUGGAAUGGAGGAAGAGAGGAGGGGGGAUCGUUUGCCAGCUGGGUUUUGGGAUGUGAUGAGGAAUGUGAUAGCGAGAGAAGUGCGAGAGUAUAUGAGUUCUACUGUAAAUGAGACUACUUGGGGUUUUCAUUAGCUGAAAGAAACAAACAACUGGUGGUGUUGUUUUGGUUGGGGUUUAAUUAAUUUCAUGUUUGUUAAUAGGAAAAAUUUUCUAUUAUUAUUAUUAUUUCCAA
Molecule: messenger RNA, 1165 nt
Organism: Hevea brasiliensis (rubber tree)
Lineage: Eukaryota; Viridiplantae; Streptophyta; Magnoliopsida; Malpighiales; Euphorbiaceae
Product: transcription factor MYB73
Exons: 1
Coding region: 325-1065 (246 amino acids)
Biological process (GO): regulation of DNA-templated transcription
Cellular component (GO): nucleus
Molecular function (GO): DNA-binding transcription factor activity, RNA polymerase II-specific; RNA polymerase II cis-regulatory region sequence-specific DNA binding
Source: RefSeq, a predicted model, not a curated record